Messenger RNA from Corticium candelabrum, 961 nucleotides. Its product is annotated as ATP-dependent Clp protease proteolytic subunit-like. The record is from RefSeq and is a predicted model, not a curated record. Lineage: Eukaryota; Metazoa; Porifera; Homoscleromorpha; Homosclerophorida; Plakinidae. The coding region runs from base 35 to 694 and encodes 219 amino acids. Gene Ontology annotation, biological process: protein quality control for misfolded or incompletely synthesized proteins. Gene Ontology annotation, cellular component: endopeptidase Clp complex. Gene Ontology annotation, molecular function: ATP-dependent peptidase activity; serine-type endopeptidase activity; ATPase binding. The transcript has 7 exons.
UGUUAGCGUGCGCUGUAGUGUACAUUAUUGAAUUAUGGUUCGAGUUCUUUGUUCUCGUUACUGCCGUAGUGUUUUCAAACACACUGCACAGAGAUGUUUGUCUUACGUACCUAUAGUUAUCGAGCAGACGGGACGUGGAGAGCGUGUAUACGACAUCUACUCCCGUUUGCUAAAGGAUAGAAUUAUAUGUUUGAUGGGACCAGUAACAGAUGCCGUGUCAAGUGCAAUUGUUGCUCAGCUCUUGUUCCUCCAGUCUGAAUCGGCCAAGUCUCCUAUACACAUGUACAUCAAUAGCCCAGGUGGGUCAGUAACAGCUGGGUUAGCUAUCUAUGAUACGAUGCAAUAUCUCCAGUCUCCUGUAUCAACUUGGUGUAUCGGUCAAGCUUGCAGUAUGGGCUCACUUUUAUUGUCUGCGGGUGGUGCAGGUCUUCGGUACUCUUUGCCACAUUCACGCAUUAUGGUACACCAGCCAUCAGGCUAUGCUGAGGGUCCAGCGACUGACAUCCAGAUUCAUGCUGAGGAAAUCAUCAGACUAAAAAAGUCACUCAACAAGAUCUAUGAGAAACACACUGGACAGGAUGCAAAUACUAUAGAAGCAGCUAUGGAAAGAGACAAGUUUAUGUCUGCUGAUGAAGCUGCAGUGUUUGGUCUUAUAGACCACAUUGUGAGUCAAACUCCUGUGCAGAGCAAGUGAAUAGAACUGUAUUGCAGCUUUGAGGUAAGUAGUGUAGCUGUACAGAGUUGCAGAAGUAAAUAGUUAUAGUUAAGCCAAGUUUCAGUUUCUUAGCGCCUUUCAAUGAGCUAUUGCAUCUAAUCAGUAUUGAUCACAUGCACUCCCAAGUCCCAGUCCAACACAGGGACUACUCUACUACUAAAUCAAUUAUUUGUCAUAAUUCUAUCAUGUCAUUAAUUUUACCUUGAGUGAAGGAGGAGUAAAUAAGCAAUGCUAAGAAAGGGUUGA